Molecule: messenger RNA, 1284 nt
Organism: Cladophialophora yegresii CBS 114405
Lineage: Eukaryota; Fungi; Ascomycota; Eurotiomycetes; Chaetothyriales; Herpotrichiellaceae
Exons: 2
Coding region: 1-1284 (427 amino acids)
Source: RefSeq, a predicted model, not a curated record
AUGCUACCGCCAUCCCAGAAUGUCUUCCGUCUUGACCCUCCAGAGACCUUCAGAUACACGGACUUCGUCAUCCAAGCACCACGUCCGCGAGUGCCUCACAGCAUGACCGAAGAAGCCGCAGGAGCCAAAUACCCACGUACUCGGUUGAAAAGAUUGAUGCGAGUCGUGGAAGCUCGCUUAGGAAAGAGCCGAUGCUUUUUCAGUGAAGCUCAGCCGAGAGAUACGAAGAAGGACUCACGAUUCAACAUCACCAAGCUGUAUGCGCUAUAUGAGGUUGAGCACUGGCCUGGAGCCCUUGCGCAGUACGAAUGGACGCAGUUCGUCAUAGCAAACAUGGAACGCGACGCAAUCCGUGAGCAAGUCGGUCCCGAAGUGAAGCUUGCCUUGCCCAUGCUCCCGUCCUCGGCUAUACCAAAGUAUCAAGAAAUGAUGCGACAAGAGGGUUUAAAUCUGAUGAGAAGUAUCCAGCCACCUGGUCAAAUCAAUGGAGUAGUCUCGGGCGGAGGUGGCCGUGUCUACACCUCCCGCGACCCUCGAAGAGACGAGUUACAUGAUCGACCUACGGCACACCAUCUGUCAGAGCGGCCUCAUUUAAUGGUGCGACUCCCUGAUCUCCCAGACAUCCGCCGGACCCUUUUCGAGAUCCCCAGUGGUCAGCUUCAGGCAAUAUCUCGAAACGAUCAGUUAUACCGGAAUACCUGCGACAGUCACAAGAGCUGGGUCCAAAAGGAGUCAAAGUCGUUGACCAGCCACUACAUACGUUGCCUUGGUCGCGAGCCCGAUGCAAAUCUCCUGACUUGGACGCAACUCAAGGCCGAGGCGAGGAAGCUGAUGGGAAGCACCCUCUACCAGCUGAUAAUUCAAUGGCUGCGACAACAACCCAACCUCAACUUCGAGCUCGGGGACGGAACAGAACUUGUUGACCGCCAACUGUCCUUCUUGGCCAUACGCAUGAACCACCAUGAUCCCAUACCCAACACGGCGUCACUCCAAGUUCAGACCGAGCGCGGACGCAGACACCGCAUGGUAGCCAUGCAUCAGCAGCGGCAGAGCUUGAGGCAAUGGACGAUAGCAGUGGCGGAGCAAUCUAAGUUAUGUAUCGGCGAAAGAUAUCGGAAAGAAGUCGACCACGUCCUCGACUAUUGGAAUGGAAAGACCGAAAGCCUGGAGGAUUUCAACGAACGCAACAGAAAAGAAAACACUGGUCUGAAACUCGACAUGCUUCCGGUGGGUGCGCAGCAACCUGCCGCUACGGCGCAGGUGCAAAAGCAGGAUCGGCCAUAA